AUGUCAGUUUUUCCUUCCUCUCACGUGAGUGCCUUCUUAUAAAAGCUCGGGUUUCUUCAUUCGCAAGCGUUGGAUUUUCUCUUGCAGGAGACGAAAGGCUAAACUCAUCAGAUUCACGAACUCCACCGCUGAAAGAAGGUUUAUAAGCAUGAAACUUGAUACAAGUGGUCUUGAAUCAUUCACCCCAUUUCAUGGGGGAGGAAAUGAUCUUUGUGGAGGCUUCUCAUCAGUCCCAUCGUUUGAACUACCCAGUAGCACUAAUUUUGAUGAUUUUCAGAAAAAGGCGAUGCAGAUGGUAAAGCCAGCAAAAGGGACAACAACACUUGCUUUCAUUUUUAAGGAAGGAGUUAUGGUUGCCGCUGAUUCUCGGGCUAGCAUGGGAGGAUAUAUUUCAUCCCAGAGUGUGAAGAAAAUAAUUGAAAUCAAUCCUUACAUGCUUGGCACAAUGGCUGGAGGUGCCGCUGAUUGCCAAUUUUGGCAUAGGAAUUUGGGCAUCAAGUGCCGUCUGCAUGAGCUGGCGAACAAGCGGAGGAUUUCAGUAACUGGCGCUUCAAAGCUGUUGGCUAAUAUCCUAUAUUCAUACCGUGGAAUGGGUUUAUCAGUAGGAACAAUGAUUGCCGGAUGGGAUGAAACGGGUCCUGGUUUGUAUUAUGUAGACAGCGAAGGAGGGAGACUCAAGGGAACACGAUUCUCUGUUGGAUCUGGUUCUCCGUAUGCUUAUGGUGUACUGGAUAAUGGGUACCGCUAUGACAUGUCUAUUGAAGAAGCUGCUGAACUGGCUCGGCGUUCUAUUUAUCAUGCAACUUUUCGAGAUGGAGCUAGCGGUGGAGUUGCUAGCGUUUAUUAUGUUGGACCUGAUGGCUGGAAAAAGCUCUCUGGAGACGACGUAGGUGAACUCCACUACAAGUACUACCCAGUCGUUCCGAGCUCUGUUGAACAGGAGAUGACCGAGGUUGCCACAAGCUGAGAGAAAGAGGUUCCAUAUCACUGUUGAAAUGUCUGAGGUAGCUGCAACCUGAGAGAAAGAAGCUCCAUUGUUGAAAUCACAGAUUCUGGCUUUUUUUUUGGUCCACCCAUUUGGAAUUUCUAGUCUGACUUUUUUAUGUUCUCCCAUUUGGAAAUCCUAAAUGCUCGAGUGGGAAAAUUGGAAAAAUUCAUGUCCUUUGUGUUUUAAUGGAAGAAAUCAGAACACCUUGGUAUUCA
Molecule: messenger RNA, 1203 nt
Organism: Magnolia sinica
Lineage: Eukaryota; Viridiplantae; Streptophyta; Magnoliopsida; Magnoliales; Magnoliaceae
Product: proteasome subunit beta type-5-like
Exons: 8
Coding region: 149-967 (272 amino acids)
Cellular component (GO): proteasome core complex
Molecular function (GO): threonine-type endopeptidase activity
Source: RefSeq, a predicted model, not a curated record